AUGUCUUUGGUAGAACCUGUGGACCUCGUGUCUAGAAAAUUGAAUUGGAACGAUUUGUCGAGCGACUCCUACGUGGCCUUCGAAUUGCCUGAUGCUCUCGAGAGUAAAAUCAACAACGAUAGAAACUCCGGUGAUUACCUGGAAAAGCUGGAAAAUAGUUCUAGAUUAAAAAGCGACUCACCUUCGUCUUUGAGCUCUGCAGCUGAAUCAGCCGAUACUAUUUUACCAUCCAUUGAUAAUGGGGAGUUGGACUUCGAAAAGAGUGGAAAAUCUGUUAUUGAUACGCACAUUUUUAGUGAGAAGCUGGACACGCUUACUAGCAAAUUGCUGGAAGAGGCUCAGAGGAGGAAGGAGAAAAACAGAAAGAGACAAGAAAGAAGAGCCCGUCAGAAAGUGAAGAAACAGCAAGAAGAGGUAGCAGCAGAUUCUAAGAAUGAGUCAGAACAAGCCAACGAAACACCAGAAUCUAAAGAUCAAAAUGAUUCUGAGAAGAAAAAGAAAAAGAAUAAAAAGAUCAAACAAACUUCAUCACCUACAUCUGGUUCAGAAACUCAUACCGAUGCUAUAAAUGAUAAAAUAGCAGAAAACGUAGAAAAAUUGGAAGAGACUAAAGAAAUAAAACAAGAAGAUAUGGAAGCAACGCAGAUUGUAAGUUCGCCACCUAAUAGCGAACGUGCUUCCAUUAAUGCUUCCCCGUUCAAAACUUCUUCUCCUGAUCCAUUGCCUUUUGAGAUCAAACUUAGGUCUGUGAAAAAUUCCAACAUGAAUGUGAGAUACCCGGAAAGCUUGCCUGAAGUUCAGCCAAUCAAAACUAUCAUAGGUGUAUCUCACCAACAGAUUUUAAAGAAGAUGAACAUGACUGAUGUCAAGAUCAAGAUCAUUGUGUCUUCGUCAUCUAUUUCAAAAUACGCUUCAACAGCUCUUUCUUUCACCAAGAAUCAUACCGACGAGCUUUUUGACGAUCCAGUCAAGAAGGCCAUCUUUGUAAAAUUGUGCAUUAAUGUAGCCUUGAAUGAAGCUAGAGGCUUCUCUUCGACCAUUGUACAGCACCCAAAUCUUCUUCAACUUUUUGGUUCAUACAGCGAGAUUAACUUGGAAACUACUCGUACCAAACUCACACCACCCACCAAGAAUGUUCAUCAAAAUCAUCUUGAUUAUUCCGUUCUUCUGUACAUAGGGUGUAUUCUUUUAUGGGCAAUUCAUUUGCAACGCCAAGCCAACAUUGAGGAUCUCACAAAAGCCUUGGAUGUUGAUGUCCAACAGAAAGAUGUUUUGGAACGUCUUGGUGGAUAUCAUCUUUGGGACAGGUUGAACAAAACGUCCAAGAUGAACUCCAAGAGAUGGAAGCAUGUCAUUAAAUUCAGGCAAUCAUACCCAUUUGAAGAGGAUCAGUUCAUGUUGAUCUUACGUUUCAUGAAGGUCUCCGAUACAAUUCCAUGA
Molecule: messenger RNA, 1440 nt
Organism: Scheffersomyces stipitis CBS 6054
Lineage: Eukaryota; Fungi; Ascomycota; Pichiomycetes; Serinales; Debaryomycetaceae
Exons: 1
Coding region: 1-1440 (479 amino acids)
Source: RefSeq, a predicted model, not a curated record